AUGAAGCCUAUUCUUUUUCUUUUUCUUCUCGGGAUUACUGUAGUCUCUGGUAUUAUUCGGCUGGAUGGUGGUGAUGGUGGUGGUGACUGGGAUUACGGUGGCGGUGGCGGUGGAGGAGGACACCAUCAUCACUCCCAUUCAUCUUCAUCUUCUGAAGAGCAUGGACACGGUGGGCACCACGGACCACGCCCCCCGAGGCCACCCCCAUCCCGCUGCCCAUCUGACUGGAUGACAUUCAAUAGAGCACAAGGACCGUGGUGUGUGAAGGUAUUCUAUGGGAGCACAAGUUACACAAGUUACACUGCUCAAUCAAUGUGUCAAACGCAAGGAGCCGUACUGACAGGAAUACAAGAUGCGGAUGAGAGGAUACAGUUGGCUAACGCCGCCCGUAUCGUGAACAACGCGAAUGGAGGUCUAGGUGUUUUGUGGAUUGGUGCGACACGUCGUGCUCAGUGCCCAUCGAAAAAUGCUUGUGCUCCAUUGGGCACUUUCGAAUGGACUGAUGGACACACCACUGGAACCGACGGAUUCUUUUAUGCACCUUCGGAGCCGAAUGCCCUUAGGGAUGCAAAUUGGGGAAUUCAAUCAUGUCUUGUUCUGAUCGUGUCAGUUGCUGAUGGACAAAUGGGAAAUUGGAAUUACCCGCAUGCGUCGAUGGAUGAUGGCUUCUGUCAACGGCCAUGGCCAAUGUAUGCGUGUGGGAAGACUCCCAGUUAA
Caenorhabditis remanei is the source of this 717-nucleotide messenger RNA. RefSeq lists its product as uncharacterized. NCBI's taxonomy places the organism in Eukaryota, Metazoa, Nematoda, Chromadorea, Rhabditida, Rhabditidae. The record is from RefSeq and is a predicted model, not a curated record. The coding region runs from base 1 to 717 and encodes 238 amino acids. The transcript has 4 exons.